AUGGCAGACCUCGUAAACGUCACGCCUAAGCGGAAAAGAGGAGCAGAUGUCUCUUUUUCGCCGUUGAAGUUUUCAUUUGACCUCUCCGCGACCGGCGCACCAGAGGAAGGGGGCAACAGCCCUCGCUCGUCGACAGUCGUACACAGAUUCCGCGGCCUUGCGCUUGAGAACGGCGCGGUAGUCGAAGCUGCUGAUGAGAUGGACGUAGAAUCCGAUGCGUCUACGAGGAAACGCCAUAAAUUAGAUCAAGAUGCUGCGGUGGUGCAGCCGCAACCAGAGCCCAAGCUGGUGUUUGGACCGGAGAUGGAAACUACCGCAGUGGUUGAAAUGACCGAUCGCGCCGUGUUACAGCCCCAAGUCCAGCCUCCCUCGUCCGAAGGCCUCCUCCAGAACGCAAAUCCUUCCAUCAACCGCUUGUCCGAGUCCCAGUCAAGGAAGAAGAGAGCUGGCACUCCCCCCCUCCGAUUUAAAAAAGGGCAUCCUCAAGAAGGACUGUCCGACGCCGAUGACGAGGCGGAAGUCGUAGAUCCUUUGCGUGCGUCGCUAACCUGGCAUGAGGAUGAAAUCACAAUAUACGACCCCAAUGACAAAGAUGACGACGGCACCGGUAUCAACGGCGUGGGGUUCAAGCCCACCCCGGCACUUGCGCAUGCGCGGGUCAUGAAGAGGCGACAGCAAAUGGCGGAAUACAGGAAGCGGGAAGAGAACGAAGCCAGGAACAGGAGAAGCCAGAGGCGCCGAGGAGAGCUAGCUGCAUCAGCCAGGCGAGAUCGCAAGUCACCACCUUCGAGGAAAGUCAGAUUUAUGGAUGCUGAAAGCAGGAACAUUACUAUGACGGCAUGA
Trichoderma aggressivum f. europaeum is the source of this 843-nucleotide messenger RNA. RefSeq lists its product as uncharacterized. The record is from RefSeq and is a predicted model, not a curated record. NCBI's taxonomy places the organism in Eukaryota, Fungi, Ascomycota, Sordariomycetes, Hypocreales, Hypocreaceae. Bases 1 to 843 code for a protein of 280 amino acids. The transcript has a single exon.